Molecule: messenger RNA, 3048 nt
Organism: Zootermopsis nevadensis
Lineage: Eukaryota; Metazoa; Arthropoda; Insecta; Blattodea; Termopsidae
Product: PTB domain-containing adapter protein ced-6
Source: RefSeq, a predicted model, not a curated record
ACACCGCGCCCCCCAAAUGUGCCAUUCGUAGACCACCGCCCUCUCGAUUGAAGCUGUCCGGAGACUUAGGACGUGUUUGAAUCCCGGCCAAAGAGGAAGGAGUACAAUAACUGCAUUCGGAUUAAGAUGGACAAACACACUUAUUUGGGAGGUUCCGCUUGUCGAGCCGGGAUGAGGAACUCAACGCUUCUUAAAUGGGCACAGAACAACAGUAACAAUAAGCAAACCGGUAAUAAGUCGGCAGGUAACAGAAACUGGAUUCACCCACCGGAUGCUUUACAGCGGGGUCACAUAGCUUAUCUAGUCAAGUUUCUAGGGAGUACAGAAGUGGACCAGCCAAAAGGCAUUGAGGUGGUUAAAGAGGGAAUUCGUAAACUGAAAUUCAACCAGCAGUUGCGGAAAGCAGAGGGCAGCAAGACGCCAAAAGUAGAGCUCACCAUCAGUAUAGAUGGAGUCGCUAUACAAGAACCAAAGACGAAGCGCAUCAUGCACCAGUAUCCACUGCAUCGCAUAUCGUACUGUGCUGAUGACAAGGGAGAGAAGAAAUUCUUCAGCUUCAUCGCUAAGGAGCCUGAUUCCGAGAGACACGUGUGCUUCGUGUUUGUUAGCGACAAGCUAGCAGAAGAGAUUACGCUGACAAUUGGACAAGCGUUUGACUUGGCUUAUCGACGAUUCUUAGAGACGUCUGGCAAGGAUUUGGAAGUACAGCGCCGACUCAUGUUGCUGCAGCAGAAAGUGAAACGUCUGGAAUCGGAGAACUCGUUACUGCGACAGAGACUGAGCGACGUUGCUCAGAUCAAGGGGCAGAGUGAUAUUGAAGAAUAUAUGUCACAGAAUGGAAUCACAGAUCUUCUGAGUGUUGGCAGCAGUUCCAGCAGCAGUGGUACCACUACAUCACCUUCCAGCAAUGAAUUUAACUACAGUUCUGACAACAUACACAGUGGACAGAACAAGGAGAAUGGGAACCUCCUAAACUUGAGCACUGGGUCCAGUAACGGAAUUAGCAGUCCCCCCAUCGCUGCAAGCCUCGCACAGCCACCACCUGUUCCUCCCAGAGCCUUUGAGGCCAGUAGUGGCAGCAAGUCAUUUGGAGAUAACAGUUUUAUAAGCGACAUGUUGUCGUCAGCCCAGCCAUCCGUUGGAACGAAACUGGAAGGUUUGCUACUGGAUGAACUGGAGGAAGACUUCAAUCCUCGGGCAUAUGAAAGAAUGAGCAGCAACAUUAAUGACAGUGGCAGUCUUUCAUUGUCUAAUGGCUCCAUUUCUUCUCCACCUUUAUUGGCUCCACCUCCAAAAGUUCCCAGAGAUUCGUCCAGACGCACGCACACGCAUAAUAAUGGUACAACCCCACAGAAUGCAGAUCCAUUCAAGGAGGAUCUCUUCGGUUCCACCCCAUUUAACCCUGCUUCGGCAUCGACGCUGUCAGCACCCCCUAUUCCUAACAGGUCUGCGCUGAAGCAGCAGGUGCCUUCAGCAGUAGGCGUUCUCUCCGAUCCGUUUGGGAUGGGAGACUUUGGAAACCAAGAGAGUGGAGAACCGUCGCAGCAAGAACUGGAGAACGCCAUUGGACUUCUAGACAAGAGACUUCUGGAGAUGAAGGAUGGUUUCAGUCGAGGACUUUCGUUCGGUAAUGAAGACUUCUCACUAGAAAGCUUGGAUCCACUUCGUAAUUAGGAAGUAAUACUUUAGAGUGCCUCUCUGCCAGAUGUUGUGUGUGGGCAUGUCAGUGUUCUACUCAGUCACUCUGUUGACUUUAGUUGUCUACACUGCUGCAUUAUCAUCUUUGACAGCCAGAAUUUUCUGUUCAGUGGACAUGGAUGAACUGAGAGCCAAGAUACUGCAAUUAAUAUUUCUUAUGUAUGCACAUAGUAAGAAAUAUUAAUUAUAUUUCUGUAAUUAUUCAUUAUGAUUGUGUGCAGUGUGAGAGUUGAAUUAAUUUAAACAAAAUGGCUGAAGACUUGGUGCUGUGUCUGCAUAGAUGGUGAAUUAGAGAGCUCGACGGUACGUCAUCUUUGUCCAUAAGAAGAAAACUCGAGAUGUUAAAACGUGAUGAGUCCAGUCUUCCACUGAGGUAGUUUCGGCUCGUAUUGAUUGAGAAUUUCAGUAUUUCACUGUACAUAGUUUAUUGUGGCAGAUGAAAACUGAGAUGUAUAAUAAUUUUAAGAAGUAGAAGAAACUGUAAUGAUUGUUCAAAGUAAACGAAUUUGUGAUAUAAUUUAUUGCCAAUUAAAAAAAGUUUGUAAUUUAGUCGUGCAGCUUGUAAAUUACCACGUGUGUCAGUACUGCAGGAAACUUGUCUUACAGUCCAUUAGGUGCCAGGAAAAGAAUAAUUGUUACGAAUAAUGCCACUUUUGGCAGGAAGGUCUUGUUCCGCCUCUGACCGUAUGUACAGCCUAUUGUAUUUUUUUUCACCAAUAUAUUGAUACGUAGAAAGUCAUCCUUUUUUUGGAAAAGGGGGGGUUUCCAAAUGAAGUGCUAUGUGUAUUAAUACUAUUGUAUAAUAUUUAAAAAAAAUUGAAAAAUAAGUGAAUAUUUUUAUUGUUACUUGGAUACAAAACAUUUUCAGACUUUUCUGCACGUAUGAUCAGAUGCACAAGAAACGUUUCCUUCUGCAAGUACCAUAAUUCAUAACAAGUAUUCUUUUCUCUGCACCUUAUGACUUGAGAUGCGAAACAAGUUUCUUGAAGCGUUGACACGCGUGUUUAUAUAUAUAUAUAUAUAUAUAUAUAAGCUUCAAUACUAAAUUACAAACCAUUCUUAAUUAGUAAUAAAUGAUAGAGCUUAUUCCUUUUAAUUGUCAAAACAUGGAUUAAAAUGCUAGCUUUAUUAUGCAUUUUGAAUUCAAUGGUUAAAUCGAAGAAAAAGCAAUAUUACACUUUAUAUAGUUACGAUGCUGUUAGAUUGAAUAAUAAAUAUAUUUUUCAUAUAAAGGCUUAACAUAUUCUUAAGCACCGAGGAUAUAAUUUUACCUCCUGUAAUUCUUGUUAUAGUUGAUAGAUUUUCUGUCUUGAUACAUAAAUUGAUAUGCUGUAUAUAUUGACUCUAUAA